Molecule: messenger RNA, 1023 nt
Organism: Chaetomium globosum CBS 148.51
Lineage: Eukaryota; Fungi; Ascomycota; Sordariomycetes; Sordariales; Chaetomiaceae
Exons: 3
Coding region: 1-1023 (340 amino acids)
Molecular function (GO): pectate lyase activity
Source: RefSeq, a predicted model, not a curated record
AUGAAGUUUUCCACGUCUACCACUAUAGUGUUUCUUCGGCUCGCCAGCCUUGCCUGGGCUGGGUGCGACGACAGCGCUGACGGGUUUGCCUCCCUGAACGGCGGUACCACUGGCGGCAAGGGUGGCACCGUGGUGACUGUUAGCAACCAAGCAGACCUAGCGAAAUACGCAGGCUCAGACGGAAAGUAUAUCAUCAAGGUGUCGGGCAAGAUCAACAUCUCGCCCAAAGGGAGCGAGGUGGAGGUAGCCAACGACAAGACCAUCAUUGGCAUCGGCGCGAAGGCCGAGAUUUUUGGGGGCGGCUUCAAGAUAAUCAACAGGAGCAACGUCAUUGUCCGCAACCUCCGGAUCGGCGGCACCGACGGCGGCGAGGAACUGGACUGGGAUGGAAUCCAAGUUGAUACCUCCACCAACAUCUGGAUCGACCACUGUAAAUCCAUCAUCAUGCCUUCUCUUCAUCACCGCCCAUUCCCACUAACAACACCCCUAGGCAUAUUCGAAACUAUCGGCGACGGCGGCAUCGACCUGCGCAAAAACACGGACUUCUUUACCGUCUCCAACACCUGGCUCAAAGGCGUGAACAAAGCCUUCGGGAUCGGCUGGACCGACAACGUGACAAACAGCGGCACCAUCCACCAUACCUACUUCGACGGCACCACGCAGCGCAACCCCAGCGCCGAUAACCUGCUGCACGCCCACCUGUACAACAACUACCUGCGCGGCUGCAAGAGCUACGGCCAUUACGCGCGCGGCGCGACGGGUGCCCGCGUAGAGAAUGUUUAUUUUGAGGAUUGCAAAAAUCCGCUGCAGGCUGAUGAGGGUGCGACGCUGACGGCCGUGGGGAAUAUGUUUGAUGGGAGCACGGGUACGGUGGCUAAGGAUCAAGGGAAGUCGUUUGAUCCAGCGGGGUUUUAUGAGUACAAGCUGGACGCGGCGGACGAUGUCCCGGCUAUUGUGCUCCAGAACGCGGGGCCCCGGGAUGGUAUCUACUUCAUCACCGUGCAAGGCGUUCCUCUUUGGUAG